Odocoileus virginianus texanus is the source of this 4150-nucleotide messenger RNA. NCBI's taxonomy places the organism in Eukaryota, Metazoa, Chordata, Mammalia, Artiodactyla, Cervidae. The record is from RefSeq and is a predicted model, not a curated record.
GGGUUCCCGCCCGCCUGUCCGGCCCUCUCCCGCCGCCCGCCACAUGCAGGCCGCCGCCGCCCUCCCCGAGGAGAUCCUUUGGCUCCUGGAAGAUACUGAGGAGUUCCUGGCCGAAGGAUUGCGGAAUGAGAACCUCAGUGCUGGUGCAAAGGACAACAGAGACCAUAUUCUACGGGGCUUGCAGCAAAUCAAAGCUAGAUACUUUUGGAAUUUUCAGCCCCAAGGAGGAGACCAACCUGAAAAUUACCUUGGACAGGACAGCUCCGAUGAUAAUCACAGUGGAACUCAUGGCCCUUCUUUUACAUCAGAUGCACCUUUUUUGUCAGAUUAUCAGGAUGAGGGAAUGGAAGACAUCGAAAGAGGAGCUCAAGAGCUUGAUAAUAUCAUCAAGCAAGGAUACUUAGAGAAGAAAAGCAAAGAUCAUAGUUUCUUUGGAUCAGAGUGGCAGAAGCGAUGGUGUGUUGUCAGCAGAGGCCUCUUCUACUACUAUGCUAAUGAGAAAAGCAAGCAGCCCAAAGGGAUCUUCCUCAUUAAGGGCUACAGUGUACGGAUGGCCCCCUACCUGCGAAAAGAUUCCAAGAAAGAAUCCUGCUUUGAGCUGACCUCCCAGGAUAGGCGCAGCUAUGAGUUUACAGCUUCUAGUCCAGCUGAAGCCAGAGACUGGGUGGAUCAAAUAGGUUUCUUAUUAAAGGACCUGAGCUCCUUAACCAUUCCAUAUGAAGAGGAGGAAGAGGAGGAGGAAGAAGAGGAGAAAGAGGAAGAAGAAGAGAUGUACGAUGAUAUCGAUGGUUUUGACUCCUCAAAUUCUGGUUCCCAAAGCAGACCCAUUAUCUUGCCUGGGAGCGUGGGGCUCAAAGAGCUGAUGGGGGAGAAAGAAGAAGAUAUUUAUGAACUCUUACCAGAUGAAGAGCAUGAUCUAGAAGAGGAUGAGAGUGGCACUCAACAAAAAGGAGUGGACUAUGCCAGUUAUUACCAGGGCCUAUGGGAUUGCCAUGGUGACCAGUCAGAUGAACUGUCCUUCCAACGAGGUGACCUCAUCCGAAUUCUGAGCAAGGAAUAUAGUAUGUAUGGCUGGUGGGUCGGAGAACUGAACAGCCUCAUUGGGAUUGUUCCAAAGGAGUAUCUCACCACGGCCUUUGAAGUGGAAGAAAGAUGAAGCCCAGAACAAAACUCCUGGAUACCAGGGACAGAGGCGCUUUAAUCUCUGGCCGAAAGGAAGCUCUCCCUGCAGCCUCCCCACAAGGAGCGACUCUGGGAGGAUAAAUCUUGAGUGGCACUGACUUGCUAAUUCCCAGAGCACCAGCAGACUCUGUAGAGCUGACUUUAGAAAAAGCAGCCGUCUACAUAGAGGAUUAUCCCUGUUACACAGCCCAGUGACUCAAACUAAUUUUCUCAUUUGUGGAUUACCCUAGUCCCUUGCUUCCCCUCUCUUCUGCCCAGCUAUUUCAUUUCCCAUUAGAAUUUACAGAGAUUGGGCAGGAAGUUUGAAACUUAAAACUAAAGAGAGAUUUUUCUUCUUCAAGGGAUUUGAAUUAAUUCUGUUUUCCUAUCAAAAACUAACUGCUCAGAAAACAUGGUUUUGUUUUUGGAUUUUUUUUUAAUAUGAACUGACUACCCUUUUGCGACUCUUGGGAUUCAAUUAAUGAUAUAUUUUAAGAUGCAGCCCAUUUUGUACCAAAAUCCUUUCUAAAUAUAACGUCCCUAUUCCUAAAAAACUACAGUAUUUGAGGAAACUAAAGUACAAUUAAUAGACUAUAUAAUUUAUUUUCUAAAUAGUGACUUUUUUGAAAAUGAAGGGGCAUUACUAAUAAGGAUGCCAGAAUCGUAGGUAUAAACAGGGAUGAGUGCUCACCCUAAAAAUAUGCCAAAAUAGGUUAUCUAGUCACCAGGGGAGUGGACAGCAGAUAGAGAGAUGAACUGGUUCUCCUGGUACAGUGUUUGGCAACAUCAUUUCUCCACUGCAGGCCUGGCCCCUAGGCAAACCCUGCCAACUAGGCUCUCAUUUCCUGAUGCCCAGGCUGUUCUGAGAGGCCUGGUGUCUCUGGCAUCAAGCUGCUCAUGGCAGUGGCCAGCCGUCAGCAGCUGUGUGUGUUCACUCCCUCACGGGGCCCAUCACCGCCUGCCACCCCACCACCUGGCAGAGUGCCACUGAGGGAAGCAUUUUGUGGCACCAGGCAAUAGCAUGCCACUUCCUUGCCUCCCAUGAUGGGAGUGAGUUCCAAGAGGUUUCUAGUGCAGGUCCUCAAAGAAGGCAUCUGGUUCCACUGCAGAUCCUCUUAGCCUGAUGGUGAGCAGCUGGGCACCUUUUAUCCCCCACAUGCGAUCAUGGAACAGAAAACAGGCUACAAACACCUCCCUUUGAACCAUAGUCAGGCACGGGCAUUGCUCUGCCCUGAAUCAGCACGAUGGCACAUGCACACCACCUACAUUUCCUGGAUGCCUCCCAUGGUGGGCACCCUGCUCAGCCUAUCGUUAAUAUGUUCCAUCUCCAAGAAAGCACCUGGCAUCUGGAGAUUUGGGAUCACUUCUUCAACGUCUCCAAAGCAGUGCAGUGGAGGUGUGGGAGGGGGAGGGACUGAGAGCUUACUGCUUCAUUCUGUUAAUACAGGGCUUCUCAACGUGGCACUCCUGACAUUGGGAUCAGAUAAUUUUAUGUUUGCGGGGCUGUUAAAUGUUCAGCAGCAUCUGGCCUCUACCCACUAGAUGCCAGUACUGAUCCCCCUAGCAGCUCCCCCCACUUCUGACAGAAGUGUCUCGAGACAUUGUCAGAUGUGCCCUGGGAACAAAACGACCCCUGGUGGAACAUGGAGGUCUGCUCACCUGCACUGCCGCAGAGCCGCACCACAAAAGUAAUGUUUUCGAAUGAAUAAACUGGUGCUUUCUGAUUCAGAGAGCUGCACCAUAGUGAGUCCUGUAGUAACUAUCCUUUUUCCUGUUUCUGUAGCAGAAACCUAGAAGGGGUGCCCUGAAAGUCUCAAACAGGACUGAAUGUUAACCCUGUGUACUAUUUCAGAGCAAGAAUCCCAGGUUCUCACAACCAGCAUAGAAAUCGCUGCGGUGCAAGGGCCCAUGCUGGAUCCCUGCACUUGGUCUGGGGCUGGUGUGGUACCGACUGCUCGUCCUGGGCAGAGCUGGGGGUCAGGACAGUCAUCUUAAGGCUGUGAUUUUCCUGGUCCUUCGUGUUAGUUUAGGAGAAAGUCCUCUCUUACAGAAUGACUCCCAGGAGCUCUGUCAAGAAUUAAAAAAAAAACAAAAACACAACCAAAACCCAUCACUUUCUCAGGAGGCCAAAAGAAGACGGAGGGUCCAGGACCUUUGUCUCUGACUGCAGAGGGCAGACCGAAGGGCCAGCCGGAGCCCUGUCCACACUGCCUCCCAUGGGUCCUGAAUCUGAGGCACCUGGAAGGGUUAUUAGCAGGAUUGGAACUCAUCCCUCUGCUGGGACUAGAUCAUAAUUACAGUAAUUUUCUAACAGAGCUCGGCAGUAGGACUGUUUAAUCAGCAUCUGACUCCCUUGUGUUCCCAGCCCUCAUCACUCAAGGAGAGGAGUGGGAUGGCUCUUAAAGAGACAGUGCCUGCCUUUCGGCGUUGCUAACAGAUGUGCCCUAAUUGGUAGAAUAUAUCUAAGCCUUGUAGCUUAUAGCAGGCAGGUUACAUUGCCUCCAACAAACCGCCACAAGCUCUCACUAUCCUUGGCCUUCUGCUAGAGGGAUUCAGGUCAGGCUGCUGGUGGGCCUGGCUUCCCACGCCAACCAGGCCACCAGGGGAAGGGACACACACAGGGCUAGAGCACCUAAAAGGCUAAAACACUUAAAACACACACACAAAGGCUCUAACUAGCUGGCCCCUUCAAAAGGCUGUUUGAAAGAAAAAGUCUAGCAGGCUGGAAACCGGAAGGAAGGACUUGACAGCCGCAGGUAAGAAAUGUUAAUCCACAGAUCACAGAAGCAUCUCGUGUUCCUGCCCUUCCAGGGGAGAAGCCCUUGAAGACUUUUGGGUGGUCCUUUCAUUCUCACAGUCGCUUCACCAUCUCUCUACUUAAGAUUCACACCUCCUGAGACUUGCCUGCUGGUCUAGUGGCUGAGACUUCGUGUUUACAAUGCAGGGGGCCCAGGUUCAAUUCCUGGUGAGGGAACUAGAUCCCACAUGU